CAGAGGGAGCAGCCAGAGGUGCGAAGAGAGCUCUCGCCUCCGCCCGCCUCAGCCACAGCAGCCCUCUCAGCACCAUGGGAACGGGCCACAGACUCGGGGCGCUGCUUCUGCUGCUGGCUCUCCUUCCUUGCGACCUCGCAGAGCCCACCGUGGAACCGCAAUUUUUGGUGCUGCUUCCAGUUCAGAUGCAGACAGAGAGCCACCAGAAGAUAUGUAUCCAUCUCAACCAUGUAAAUGAGUCCGUGGUCCUUAGUUCCUUCCUAGAAUAUGGGAAUGAGAACAAAAGCCUUAUCAGAGACAUAGUGACAGACAAGGAUAUGUUCCAGUGCAUCCAGUUCCAGCUUCCCAGAUGGGAACCCUCCUGGGGCUCCCCAAAGGUCUUCGCCACAGUGCAGGUGAUCGGGGCGACAGUGCGUUUUUGGAGCCGGAAGAUGGUGUUGAUCAAGAACAGGAGCAACCUCAUUUUCCUGCAGACCGACAAGCCUCUCUACAAGCCAGGAGAGCGGGUUCAGUUCCGUGUUGCUUCUCUGGAUGAUCACUUCCGGCCCUUGGACGACCAGAUUCCUUUGAUUUACGUCCAGGAUCCCAUGAGGAACCGUGUGGCCCAGUGGACAGAUGUGGAGCUUUCUACAGGGCUCGCCCAGCACUCCUAUUCUCUCGCUUCCGAGCCCAACUUAGGCAAAUACAGGCUGGUUGCACAGAAGGCGGAUGGGAAGACCGUUGAAGCCACCUUUGAUGUGGAAGAAUAUGUUUUGCCCAAAUUUGAGGUUCUGGUGACCACACCGAAGAUCAUAAGUGUCAUGACUGAAGAACUGAAAGUGACUGCUUGUGGCCGAUACACCUACGGGAAGCCAGUUGCUGGCACGGUGAACAUCACGGUAUGCCGGGAAUUUUAUAAUUACUACCGAAGCCAUUGUCACGGGUCUGAAUCGCAGGCCGUGUGUGAAGAUUUCAGUGCAAAGGCCGACGUGCAGGGCUGCUUCUCUCAGGUGGUGAAAACGAAGGUGUUCCAGCUGAAGCGGGAGGGCUACCACAUGAGCCUGAACGUGGAGAGCAAGGUCAUCGAGACGGGCACAGGGGUGGUAAUGCAAGGCUCCGCGUCCACUCAGAUUACCGCGACUCUCAGUACUGUCACCUUUGAGAAGAUGGACAACUACUUCAGGCACGGGCUGCCCAUCGUGGGCCAGAUACUCCUACAAGAUGGCUCCAAACAGCCCAUCAGCAACGCAACCGUUGAGAUUCAAGCACCUGGAUUCAAGGGCACCUACGUCACCGACGCAGAAGGACACGCACCGUUUUCCAUAGACACAACAAAUUUCACGGAUGAUUCUGUAACUCUCCAAGCAAUCUACAAAUCGGAGCAGCUGUGUAGUAACAGCUGGAUCACUCCCCAUCACCAGUGGGGCUAUUACACACUUUCCCGCUUUUACUCACCGAGCGGAAGCUACCUCCAAGUGAAUUCUGUUCCUGGGACAUUGCGGUGCGGUCAAACCCAGUCAGUGCAAGUGACUUACGACCUGAGUGGAAGUGGCUCUUUGGGCAGAAAAGAGAUUGCCUUUGUCUCUAUGUACAUGGUCAAGGGAUUGCUUGUGCAAGCGGAGAUCCACAAUGAGUUCGCGACUCUCACUGCAAGCCACAGACUACAAGGAAAGUUUACUUUGGAGUUGAACGUGAGCUUCAAUAUGGCUCCCAUGGUCCGUGUGCUUGUAUACACUAUUCUUCCCAGUGGAGAACUUGUGGCUCACUCGGUGGAUUUCACCGUUGAUAACUGCUUUGAGAACCAGGUGAAACUGAAGUUCCAGGAUCGUGAAGUUGUUCCUGGUAGCAAGACAACCCUCCGUCUUUCAGCUGCCAAACCCUCCCUCUGUGCCAUCAAAGCGAUCGAUGAGAGUGUCUUUCUCCUGAAGCCCGAAGCUGAGCUCUCACCUCAGUCUAUAUUCAAUUUGCUCCCUGUGACAUCCCUCAGAGGCUAUUAUCAUGAUGGCUACUCUCUGGAGGAAACAGAUGUUAAUCCUUGUAUACCUGCAAGGACGAUUAUUGUAGAUGGCAUCCGCUACCAAGCUGUGUCUUUUGGGUAUAAUGUGGGCGACACCUAUGAGAUCCUCAAGGAAUUCGGCGUGAAAGUUUUUACCAGCACUAAAAUACACAAGCCUAAUAUUUGUCCAGUUCCCAUGCCUAUGCCAGCAGCCAUGGAUUAUGGUGAGAACUGGAAGUGGUCGGAUGAUGGUGGAAACCUGUUUUUGGCCUUGAAUGCUCUGAAAAAGCACAGCAAACUUUCUGUACCCCACCCCUCACCCCGGCUUUCUAUUAUGGACUUGCAGUGGCUCCCAGGAAUCCCGCCAUUGAAGCCAGCCAUGGUGAUCAAAUUAAUCGCACGUUCCCUCCUUGGUUACGUAGUUGGCUACAGAGAAAACAUUGGUGCCCUAGGGACCGCAGGCACCUUCCACCGAUCCAGUGCAGCUCCUCCUCCUCCUCCUCCUGAGAGUGGGCCGCAGGAAACUGUCAGGAGCGAAUUCCCAGAGACAUGGCUGUGGCAUUUGUUUGAAAUAGCGGAUCCAGAACAAAAGGGGGCUGCCACCACCAAAGGACAGCGCCCUGUGUCUAUACCUUCAGAUGGUGUUGCAGGACAUCUUGAUAUCCCCGUGACGGCUCCGGACACCAUCACGAAAUGGAAGACUGAUGCUUUCUGUAUGUCGACCAGUUCGGGCAUUGGCCUGGCCUCGUCUGCUUACCUCACCGUUUUCCAGCCGUUCUUCCUUGAUCCCAUCAUACCUUACUCUGUGGUGAGGGAUGAGACAUUUGAUAUGAAAAUCCCCAUCUACAAUUACCGGAAAGAUUGCAUGAGGAUCCGUGUGACCCUGGCUCCCUCUGAGCACUUCGAUGCCGUCCCCUUGGAACAGGAAGACUCUUUUUGCCUGUGUGCCAACAAACAGAAAACCGUCACCUUCAAAGUCACCCCCAAGGCUCUGGGCAAAGUGAACAUCACUGUAAGCGCAGAGGCCUUGCACUGGGAUCAACGCUGUGGGAAUGAGGUUGUGGUGACUCCCACCCAUGGCAGAAAGGACACGGUCAUCAAACCCCUCUUAGUGGAGCCUGAAGGUAUCAAGAAGGAUGUGGCCAUCAAUUCCUUGAUUUGUGCAGAUGGGAACACUCAGUCAAGCACCAUUUCAUUGAAGCUACCCAGAAAUGUUGUGAAAGGCUCAGCCAGAGCUGUCCACUGUGUGUUGGGUGAUAUCCUGGGCGGAGCCAUUCACAACCUCCAGCACCUUGUCCAGUUGCCCUAUGGCUGUGGGGAACAAAACAUGGCCCGCCUCGCGCCCGACUUACUUAUUCUAAAGUAUCUGAACAAGACUGGGCAGCUGACAGAAGACCUCAAUUCCAAGAUCAUUGGAUACUUAGUGGAAGGUUACCAGACGCAGCUGAAGUAUAAGCACUCAGAUGGUUCUUACAGCACCUUUGGUCAAAGCAGCCACAGUCAAGGGAGCACUUGGCUGACGGCUUUUGUGUACAAGAUCUUUGUUAAGUUAAGUAAGAUCAUCUUUGUGGAAAAAAUUCACAUCACAGACGCGCUAUCUGCUCUGGCCAUUCGGCAGAAGCCCAAUGGCUGCUUCCAAGACACAGGAACUCUGCUGAACAAUGCCAUGAAGCAAGGUGGGGUAGAUGAGGAAACAGCCCUCACGGCCUACGUUACAAUCGCUUUGCUGGAAGGCCAUGUGCCAGUCAUCCACUCAGUCCUGCGGAAUGCUCUCUUCUGCUUGGAGACGGCAUCGCAGCGGAGAGACAUCCACAUUUACACCUUGAGCAUGAUGGCGUACGCCUUUUCCCUGGCAGGCAAGGAAGAGAAGAGGGAAGAGGCGCUCCGCAUUCUGGAUGAGAGAGCUGUGAAAGGAGCGGAUGGCACCCUUCACUGGGAGCGGCCUGAUAAGCCCGAACACAGGAACGACUUUCCGUUCUAUGAGCACCGUGCUUCCUCUGCGGAAGUGGAGAUAACGUCCUAUGUGAUGCUUGCUAUAAUAACCAGACAUCCGGAACCAACCAAAGAAGAACUGGAGAAGGCAGCCUUAUGUGUGAAAUGGCUUAGCAAGCAACAGAAUCCUAACGGGGGAUUCUCUUCCACUCAGGACACUGUGGUAGCACUCGAGGCCCUCUCCAAGUAUGCAGGCUUCAUCUUUUCCAAGGGCAAACUAGCUGCGCAAGUAACCUUGAUCUCUGGAGGAAACAACCUUGCUCAGGUCCAUGUGGACAACAGCAACCGCAUUCUGCUUCAGUGCCAUCCUUUGCCCACCGUGCCUGGGGAAUACGAUGUGCAGGUGACUGGACAUGGGUGCACCUAUUUGCAGACCACCCUGAAGUACAAUGUGCAUCUACACCAAGAGCAUGCUCCAUUCCAGCUGGCGGUGGACAUCACUUCCAAGAACUGUGAUAGCUACAAUUAUAAAACAUUUAACCUGACUGUAUCUAUCAGCUAUACUGGCCCACGCCUUGUCUCCAACAUGGCCAUCGUUGAUGUGAAGAUGCUGUCAGGGUUCGUUGCGGAUAAACCCUCCGUCAGGAAGUUGGAAACAAACAGGCACAUCAUGCGUACAGAAGUGAGCUCUGAUCGUGUCCUGCUGUAUGUGGAUCAGUUGACCAACAUGACCCAGACUUACAGCUUCGACAUGCAGCAAGAGAUAAUUGUUGAAAACCUGAAGCCUGCCCUGGUGACUGUCUACGAUUAUUACGUGCUAGAAGAAUCUGCCAACGCUCAAUACACCAACCCCUGCGAUUCAGCUGAAGCACGCAAAGGUAACGCAUGAAGCAUGAAGCCACAUCCAUCGCCUGGAUUUUGAGGCAGGCAGCAGUGCUGGAAACAGCAGCCUGGAUUGUGCCUAUGUGGCAUUAGACAAUCAGAAACAAAUAAAAAGCUGGCCCAUU
This is a messenger RNA of Varanus komodoensis (Komodo dragon), 4914 nucleotides long. RefSeq names its product alpha-2-macroglobulin (gene A2M). Bases 75 to 4796 code for a protein of 1573 amino acids. The record is from RefSeq and is a predicted model, not a curated record. NCBI's taxonomy places the organism in Eukaryota, Metazoa, Chordata, Lepidosauria, Squamata, Varanidae. Gene Ontology annotation, cellular component: extracellular region. The transcript is spliced from 37 exons. Gene Ontology annotation, molecular function: endopeptidase inhibitor activity.